Messenger RNA from Neocloeon triangulifer, 1827 nucleotides. RefSeq names its product thyrotroph embryonic factor-like. Gene Ontology annotation, cellular component: nucleus. Bases 193 to 1005 code for a protein of 270 amino acids. Gene Ontology annotation, biological process: regulation of transcription by RNA polymerase II. Lineage: Eukaryota; Metazoa; Arthropoda; Insecta; Ephemeroptera; Baetidae. The transcript is spliced from 7 exons. The record is from RefSeq and is a predicted model, not a curated record. Gene Ontology annotation, molecular function: RNA polymerase II cis-regulatory region sequence-specific DNA binding; DNA-binding transcription factor activity, RNA polymerase II-specific.
AUCACCAACUUUGCCCAAUUCCGUUCAACACACACAAUUUGUGUGGCACUUUUUUGGAGUCCUCCGUUUGUUUGCAGAACCGCUCGUAGAUGUUGACUCUCUGUUUUGUUGUCCUUCGGGAUCCUACUUCUGUUUAGAGCGUCCUCUUGAUUUUCAUAUUUCCAGCCUUCCAACAAAUUUAUUUGUUCGGAAAUGGAGGAAAUUCCAGAUAUUAGGCACCAGUUGAAUCAGUUGGCUCAGCUUCUGAUGAUGGAUACCCCUUUGCCCUCAGUGAACACCAUCCAUCAAAGUCAUGCCAAAUUUGGUGACAAGUGCAAGGAUGAUUCUGGCGACGAAUGGUCAAACUUUGAGGCACAAGCAGCAUUCCUGGGACCCAACAUCUGGGACAAAGGGUCAGGCCUGGAGGCAGAACUGAAUCUUGGUGACCAGUAUGUUGAUCUGGACGAAUUUUUGAAUUCAUCUUGCAUCGAUCCCAACAGGCAAGAUUCUGUGUCUCCGUCAAAGUCAGAAGGUGGCCAAUCAUCCUCUUCUUCAAAAUCGAGUGAACAAGAGCAAGAGCAAGAUGCAGCACAAGAAAAUGAUGAUCAGAGCAUCAAAGAUGAGGAAAUGUCAGAGCCACCCUCCCCUGCUGCAUCAACUUGCUCUUCAGAGGAUUCCGAUGAUUCGUACCACCCUCCGGCAUCAAAUAAGAGGACACGAAGGUCCAAUGUUGACUACCGCAAGAAGAGGUUGGCUGAUGAUGAUUUGAAGCCAUUGCCCAUGGUGAAGAAAUCGCGCAAGCAGUUUGUACCUGACGACUUGAAAGACGACAGAUACUGGGCACGUAGGCGCAAGAACAACAUGGCUGCAAAAAGGUCCAGGGACGCUCGUCGUGCCAAGGAGAACCAGAUUGUCGUUAGAGCUAGUUUUCUGGAGCAACAGAAUGCUGAUUUGAAGACGGAGAAUGAGAAGCUGAAGAGCGAGAACAAGAAACUAAAAGCCGAGUUGGCAAAGUAUAAAAAGUAAAGGCCAGGUUCUAAUGAGCAGAGUGUGCUGUAGUUUUCGAUCGUGAUCAAAAUGUUGGAAAUUAAACCAGAUUUUAAAACUCCUCGUAACUGUUAACAUGGUGAUGGGCAACCAGUAUAAAUUCCAUUCCCUCGUAAAAUUUUUUGCCUGAAAUUGAAAUAGCUUUACAUACUUACUCUCUCCAACUAUAAAAAGUCCUUUCGAGGUAGGCUGCUAAAACUGGUCACUAUUUACACACAAGCUGUAAUUUACUCUUAAAUGUAACGAUGUACUAUGCAUGGUGCACUAUCUGUACAGCAGCAAUGUUUGCUGAACGCUUCGUGUUUGCAGUCGAGCAUGUUGAAAAUCUAUGGUUGUGUUAUGAGAAAAGUUUUGCGCUUUGCUGAAGUACAUGAAUAUAAACCAUAUGUCUUUUUGAUCUUCUAACGUUUGACAAUGGCCAACCAUUACAACACUACUUCACUGUCUGAUUCGUACAAAUUUCCAUGCCAAUUUAUCCGACACCGAGCCGAUUUUGUCGGUUAAGAAAUAACACACUUAUUUUGCAACAUUGGUCAUGGAUCUUUUAUUUCAAUGAAAUGAUUACAAGUUAAAAGUCAACUGAAUCAAUCUAUUUUGUAUUCUUGUCUAUGCAAUAUGCUCUGCAAAAUAGAAUGUUGAUAUGUUAAGGAAAAACAAGUAUUUGUAAAUAAAUUUGAAAAAAAGUAUCAUUUAUAAAGAAAGGAAAAUAGGUUCUUCACAGAAGUGUUGGCUCCAAAGAUGUAUUUUGGAAAGAAAUAAAAGAUAUUUGAGUAUGAAAAUAAUCUAUUAUAUAAAGGUUGA